GUACAUGCUUCAUUUGGUACGUGUAAUUAGGAGACCAUCGCGUGCGCAAGACGAUAUUAGAAUUUGGAAAACCUUGAAUUCAAAGGAAGCACCAAGAUAAACGAUGAUCAAAUCCCUCCAUCCUAUCAUGAUCUUCUUCUGGGGCUACAUUUUGUUCGUGCGCGUGCAAUGUCGGGGCACUCUCGGAAUUCUUAAUGAAUCAAAGUUAUCGGAACAUAAGGAACUCUGUUUCAGGAGAUGUGACAUUGUCUUUCAAGCGGAUGACAAGGGAAUAUCGAGUAAAAAGAUCUUCCGUCGUCGAUCUUGUUACGAAAGUUGUCUUCGUGAGGAAGGAGACAUGACCACGGCAAGUAAUGCACUGAGACAUUUCGCUGAAGAGCAGAUGUCCUUCUUGAAGCGAAUCAGACGCAAUUCCUUGGACAUGACUGGCAAAAGAUAUGGUAGAGAAAAUUGUAUUAAUGGCAGCGCUAACAGUAACACGACUGCUAUGGUUGUUGGCGGCCUAAGUAUACUGUUCCACGAAGAAGAGGACACUGGAAGGUAUCUAGGGACAGUAACGUGGAAACCUUUACAAAAUGUAAGUGAUUAUUGGACCGGAUACAAGAUAGUUACCCUCUACAGAAUGCCCAAACAGAGAAACAUAGAAUGCGAGGUGGUUGAUAAGGUGAGAUGA
This is a messenger RNA of Stylophora pistillata, 673 nucleotides long. RefSeq lists its product as uncharacterized. Gene Ontology annotation, biological process: signal transduction. Gene Ontology annotation, cellular component: plasma membrane. Gene Ontology annotation, molecular function: signaling receptor activity. NCBI's taxonomy places the organism in Eukaryota, Metazoa, Cnidaria, Anthozoa, Scleractinia, Pocilloporidae. The record is from RefSeq and is a predicted model, not a curated record.